UCUAUCAGCAGAUGUCAGAUGAUUCUUUAGCUCGCUCUCCCGUGGCAACAUUAACAUUAAGGGGACUUAUCAACGGAGACUGGCAGCUGUUGAAACAUCUUUUAUCAACAUUAACUGAGCAGCAACCUAUAUCCAGACAAUGAUUCCAGAGUUGUCCAACCCCUCGGUGUGUAUGAGGGACCCUCAGAGGGUGGAGGAGAUCCUGCAGUCCAUGGUGAAGGCUGGCUCCAACACCGUGCAGGUGAUCGCAGAUUUUGACAUGACUCUGACAAGAUUUGCAUUCAAGGGCAAAAGGUGCCCUACAUGUCACAAUAUUCUUGACAACAGCAAUCUUAUCUCCAAUGAAUGCAGAGAAGAGCUGAAGGUUCUGCUCGACACAUACUACCCUAUAGAGAUCGACUCGGCACGAUCAAUAGCAGAAAAGCUGCCCCUGAUGGUGGAAUGGUGGACUAAAGCUCACAAAAUCCUGGUGCAGCAGAAGAUUAGGAAAGACCUGCUGGCCACGGCGGUGCGGGAUUCUGACGCCAUGCUGAGGGAGGGCUACCAGCUCCUCUUCGACCACCUGCAGGAGCACAGCAUCCCCCUCCUCAUCUUCUCUGCUGGAAUUGGAGACAUCCUAGAAGAGGUCAUCCGCCAGGCCGGAGUCUUCCACUCCAACGUCAAAGUCUUCUCCAACUACAUGGACUUCGAUGAGUCUGGAUUGUUGAAGGCUUUCAAGGGAGAGCUGAUCCACAUCUACAACAAACGGGAAGGCGCUCUGCUGAACACCGGUCAUUUCCAGGAGCUGCGGACGCGCCCCAACGUGCUCCUGCUGGGAGACUCUCUGGGAGAUCUGACCAUGGCCGACGGGGUGCAGGACAUGGAGAACAUCCUCAAGAUCGGCUUCCUUAACGACAAGGUGGAGGAGAGGAAGAAGUCUUACUUGGACUCGUAUGACAUAGUGUUGGUACAAGACGAGACCCUGGAAGUCCCCAAUGCCAUAAUGCUCCACCUGACGGGCAAUAAGUAAAGUGAGCACUGCUGUUUUCUAUUGUACGCUCCAGUGCCAUCAGCUGAAGCUCAGAAGGUGCCAGUGGAAGGCUUAUUUCGAAAGUUACACGAUUGUUUUACAAAACUCUACACAAGUCCAGUUUACAGACACAGCUCACUGUGUGUGUGUGUGUGUGUGUGUGUGUGUGUGUGUGUGUGUGUGUGUGUGUGUGUGUGUGUGUGUGUGUGUGUGUGUGUGUGUGUGUGUGUGUGUGUGGGAAGAAAUAAGAUAAUAUUGUUUUUGUUAGUGGGUCUGUUUUUGUCUUCAUAUAGGAUGUCAUGAUAAAGGGAAAAAACGCACAACAUAAAUGGCAGCAUUUGACAUCUGGUUUGAAACCAAUUCCUUACAAUAAGCUCUUUACCAGCUAAUA
This is a messenger RNA of Notothenia coriiceps (black rockcod), 1400 nucleotides long. It is a transcript of the gene nt5c3a, whose product is annotated as 5'-nucleotidase, cytosolic IIIA. Lineage: Eukaryota; Metazoa; Chordata; Actinopteri; Perciformes; Nototheniidae. The coding region runs from base 140 to 1009 and encodes 289 amino acids. Gene Ontology annotation, molecular function: magnesium ion binding; 5'-nucleotidase activity. Gene Ontology annotation, cellular component: cytoplasm. The transcript has 9 exons. The record is from RefSeq and is a predicted model, not a curated record.